Molecule: messenger RNA, 1532 nt
Organism: Trematomus bernacchii (emerald rockcod)
Lineage: Eukaryota; Metazoa; Chordata; Actinopteri; Perciformes; Nototheniidae
Product: serine-rich and transmembrane domain-containing protein 1
Exons: 2
Coding region: 141-482 (113 amino acids)
Cellular component (GO): intracellular membrane-bounded organelle
Source: RefSeq, a predicted model, not a curated record
CUCAGAGGGAAGAUCUCAGGGGCAGCAGAGAUCUGGUUCGCUCGGCUGAAAUACCAAACACACAACGGGAUGGAUUUCUGCACAACGUGAAUGCCAGCAAGGAACACCGGUCUCACACAUUAAAAAGAACAUCAGCCAGGAUGUCAGGGAUGGACGUCUCGUUGGUGGACCAUAAUGAGACUGCAAUCUCUCCGAUAGACAAUGGGACCUUUCUACGAUUCUCACCAACCUCUUCUUCCACCUCAGCGGCCGCCUCAUCACCGGGUCGUCAGGGCAACGUUUACGUUUAUGUGUGGCUCUUCCUCGGCCUGCUGGUGUUCCUGCUGACGCUGCUCAUCAUCUCCCUCCACAGGCUGAAGAACAUCAUCUCCUCCUCCUCAUCGGUCCCAGACUGCAGCAGCGAAGGAGGGAGCUCCUUCACCAACAUGGAGAUCUGUAGCAUCUCAUCUCAGAGGUCCACCAUCUCCUCACUGUCUACCUGAGCUUCAUGGGAGGGAGCACGUACAGACACAUGGACAUGUUUGUCCACGAGUAUCCCCCUGUGAACGCAUGCUUAUACGCUAAAAGCAGGAAAGCCUGCACACUCAAAACACAUGGACGACCCAGCACUUCCUCAUUGUGACAUAAAAACACUUGCUUACGCAUGUAUAUAGUAAUCCCAAUAGUCCAGAAAGUCAUGUGUGUUCAUGCAUUUCCAUAAGCACAGGGGAAAUAAAGCUGACAAUGUGAAGAAGAGGUCUUGAGGGAUGAGACUGACUGACCUUGUUUCAAAGACAAAUGCACCUGGGAGACCACUUUCCCUUAGCAAGAAAAGCUUAAUGAGGGAAUACUAUUUUUCCUCUUCAUUUUUCCAAGGUUAAUUUCUUGUAUUUUGCUUGUCAUCUUUACUGUGAAACAGUUAAUAUUGCUUUCAAGUACGUCCAGCAUGUUUCAUAAUAUCCGUAGACUACAUAAAAUAAUUACAGUACUACAAUCAUAUUAAAGACCAUUGCUUUGUUCAGAUAUGCAUGUGUGUGUCUAGUUGACUAUGAGAUACCUUAAAACUGUACAUCAGAAUGCUUCAUGAUUCCCCUGGAGAAUGGACAUUGCACAAGACAUCAGGCUGGAGGUAAAGGUGAGGAAGAAAGUGUGUCUUGCUGACAGGCAGCGGGCCUCUGACUGCAGCUACAGACCGGGUCAAAAAUGACAUAAACGAGAUGAAAUCUGGGUCCUGAAAGACAGCUCUAGCAGCGUGACGGAUUACCCUCUCCUGCCUGUCAGCUCGUAUGGCGUCUGAUUGCAGUCUCCAUAGUGACCGAAGCAUGAGAGCUCUGUGCAGCCUGUCUGACUUCUUUGUUUAAGCUAUGGUAAUGGUUGCUUCUGCUCAAAAUACAUCAUUUGUGUUUUAAUACUGUGAUAUGUUGUUUCUUUGACAAGACAUCCCACAUUCAGAACUUAUUGUUAUAACAUUUAUUACCCCGUGCUUGUGUUGUUUUUGGUAUUUUGGGGCAUAAUUUCAUUCCUGUCAACAUCAUUCAGUAAAGAUAAAAACA